GGCGGGGGCGGCGGGCGCGCGCACUGCGCCGCCGGGAGCGCGCGCGGCGGCGGGGCGGGGCGAGGCGCGGCGCUGAGCGGCGGCGGCGGCGGAGCGGGCAGCGAGCGCGGGGCCGCGCCGGGGGCCGGGGCCGGGGCGGGCGGCGGGGCCCGCCGGUCGGCCGGCGCCAUGGGCACGGUGCUGUCGCUGUCGCCGAGCUACCGGAAGGCCCCGCUGUUCGAGGAGGGGGCGGCCACGGUGGGGCACUACACGGCGGUGCAGAACAGCAAGAACGCGAAGGAGAAGGGCCUGAAGCGGCACUCGCUGAUCUCGGUGCUGCCCUGGAAGCGCAUCGCCGCCGUCUCCGCCAAGAAGAAGAGCUCCAAGAAGGUGCAGCCCAACGGCGGCUACCAGAGCAACGUGACCCACCUCAACAACGAGAACCUGAAGAAGUCGCUCUCCUGCGCCAACCUCGCCACCUUCGCCCCCCCGCCGCCCCCCGCCGCCGCCGCCGCCGCCCUCGCCUCGGCGCAGAAGGCGCCGCCGGCCGCGCCCGCCGCCGCCGCCGCUACCCCGCGCCGGGUCGUGGUGCAGGCGUCCACCAGCGAGCUGCUGCGCUGCCUGGGCGAGUUCCUCUGCCGCCGCUGCUACCGGCUGAAGCACCUCUCGCCCACCGACCCCGUGCUCUGGCUGCGCUCCGUGGACCGCUCGCUGCUGCUGCAGGGCUGGCAGGACCAGGGCUUCAUCACGCCGGCCAACGUGGUCUUCCUCUACAUGCUCUGCCGGGAUGUCAUCUCGGCCGAGGUGGCCAGCGACCACGAACUGCAGGCAGUGCUGCUCACCUGCCUGUACCUCUCCUACUCCUACAUGGGCAACGAGAUCUCCUACCCGCUCAAGCCCUUCCUGGUGGAGAGCUGUAAGGAGGCCUUCUGGGACCGCUGCCUCUCCAUCAUCGACCUCAUGAGCCCCAAGAUGCUGCAGGUCAACGCCGACCCGCACUACUUCACCCAGGUCUUCGCCGACCUCAAGAAGGAAAGCGGCGCCGAGGAGAAGGGUCGGCUGCUCAUCGGCCUCGACCGGUGAGCUCCCGCCCGCCCGCCCGCCCGCCCCCGCCGGGUACCGGGGGAUGCUGCCGGGCCCGCCCGGACACGCUUCGCUCGCCCCGGCCCGGCUCCGAGCCGCUUCCCGGGGGCUUUUUCCAGGCGGGGAAAGGCGGGAGCUGCCGCCGGCUCCGGCCCUGGGCGGAGGGGGACGGGGGAUGGGAGGAAGAAGGGCGGAGGGGGAGGGGGGGGGGGUCGUCCGCCGCCGGACCGCAGCGCAGACCCCCGGUUCCCCCCUCCCCGGGCCGCCGGUUUCCAGCCGUCGCCCCCUCCCCAUCCUGCGGGCCCGGGGAUGCUGCGGCUCCGCCACCGGAUCGAUCUCAGCAAAUCGUGGAGGAGGGGGGAGAGCGGGACCCCCCCCCAACCGAACACCCCCCCACACCCCCCCCCUUCCCGCCCCCGACCCCCGCGGCUGGGGCAGCGGAACGGAGCGGGGCUCCGCGGGCUGGCGGCGGGGGCGGCCCCGGCUCCUGCGGCUGCAGCUCCGGGUGCGGGGCCGGUCACCGCAUCACCGAGACAAAGACCAGGUUUGGGGGCGGGGGGGGAGGGGGUUGGGGGGGAAAGAAGGAAAAACAAACACAGCAAAACGAAAAAAAAAGGAGGAAAAAAAAAAAAAAGAAAUUUGCUCGAAAGGCUUCACCGGAGGCGGCUGAGCGGGGCCGAUCGUGACUUACCGGAGCAGCCGAUCGUGACUUACCGGAGCAGCCGGUGACAGGACAGAGACGCGGCACGGCCCGGGGACCCCCGGCCCCCGGCCCCCCCCGCCUCCUCCCUCCCCUUUAUUUAUUUUCUUUGAAGAGACUCGAAUUUCCCGAGCGGGUCUGGGUUAAGGGGAAUAACCGCUACUGUAUCAUGACAUCAAUGUGAAAUGUCUUGUUCCCAUCGUGCACUGAUCAUGAGUAUUGUGUAAAGGAUCUACUUGAGUGUGCAAGCAAGGAAAGAAUCUACAUGCUGCUAUAUGAAUACUUUUAGAACAAAAAAAAACAAAAAAACAAAACCAACAAACUACUAACCUAUGGGGGGGGAAAAAAAAAGAAAAACCCUUCUUUAUUCUUUCAUUGUUGCUUUUACAGUGGUAUUGCGCAUGCAAACAGGAGCAUUUUGUGUCUUCAAAAAAAAAAAGGAAAAAACACAGAAAAAAAAAUUAUUAUCAAAAGAAAAAAAAAACCACCUUAACGAGAGAUGGCUGUAAAAAUUACACCCAUGCACAAAGACCCGACACCACCCCGAUACCGCAGUCUUGAGCUGGUAUUCCCUUAUCAGGCCUGGGGACUGAUAAGUUAUUUUGGUUUUUACUUUCUUUUUCUCCGUGUGCACAGUUCUAGUUUAGUUCUGGUCCAUCGGGCGUUAAACUCGCAGACGAGAGGGAGAAAUAACGUGCCAUUUAUUUUUAUUUGUUCUUUUUCACUUGAAGCUCUUCAUUGCUGUACAUUGGACCCUGCUAACGAUACAUGUGUACGUACGUUUUUUUAGUGCAAUCUCUUCUGUAGAUCUUUGUUGACCAAAUUGGUGGGUAUUGUUACUUAUUAAUUUAUAUUUGUCUCAUUUUGUAUGUAUGUGUAUAGUGUGUUUGUAAGUAUGUGUGGUUUAUAACCUGACCGACUGUGUCAUGGGGCUCAGUGUGCCUGUAAUUUAAUCCCCUCCCCUUAUUUUUAUUUAUUUUUGUACUGUGCUGAUUAAAUAAAAAUGCACUGACCAUCCAUUACACGGCAGCGG
Molecule: messenger RNA, 2795 nt
Organism: Grus americana (Whooping crane)
Lineage: Eukaryota; Metazoa; Chordata; Aves; Gruiformes; Gruidae
Gene: CDK5R1
Product: cyclin dependent kinase 5 regulatory subunit 1
Exons: 1
Coding region: 169-1062 (297 amino acids)
Biological process (GO): activation of protein kinase activity; brain development; positive regulation of cyclin-dependent protein serine/threonine kinase activity
Cellular component (GO): protein kinase 5 complex; cytoplasm
Molecular function (GO): cyclin-dependent protein serine/threonine kinase activator activity; protein kinase binding
Source: RefSeq, a predicted model, not a curated record